AUGGCCGCCCGAGCCCCCGCCGCCGCCCCCGCCGUGAGCCCUGCGCUGCGCUCCGCGCUCUUCGUGCUCAACCUCCUCGGCUGGGUGGUCUCGCUGGGGCUGGUGGCCGUGGGGCUCUACGCGCGGCUGCUGAAGCAGGCGGAGGCGGCGGUGGCGUGCCUGGCCCUCGACCCCGCGCUGCUGCUGCUGCUGCUCGGCGUCCUCGUCUUCCUCGUCACCUUCUGCGGCUGCGUCGGCGCCCUGCGGGAGAACAUCUGCCUGCUGCAGGCGUUCUCCGUCUGCCUGACUGUCAUCUUCCUCCUGCAGCUGGCAGCCGGCGCGCUGGGCUUCGUCUUCUCUGACGGGGCGCGCGGGAGGGUGAGCGAGGUGAUCAACGCAGCCAUCGUGCACUACCGGGACGACCCCGACCUGCAGAACCUCAUCGACUUCGGGCAGAAGGAGUUCCGCUGCUGCGGCGGCGUCUCCUACAGGGACUGGUCCCGGAACGUCUACUUCAACUGCUCCGCCGCCAACCCCAGCCGCGAGCGCUGCUCCGUGCCCUUCUCCUGCUGCCUGCACGACCCCGGCAAGGGCGUCAUCAACACCAUGUGCGGGCAGGGCGCGCAGGCCAGGAGCUACGCGGAGGCCAGCGCCUCCAUCCACCCGUCGGGCUGCAUCGCCGAGCUGGCCGGCUGGCUGCACCGCAACCUGGUGCUGCUGGGGGGCAUCGCCCUGGCGCUGGCCCUCCCCCAGCUGGUGGGCAUCGUGCUGGCCCGGGUGCUCCUCAGGCAGGUGAAGGACCAGGUCCAGCGGCACCACCGCGCCGAGCCCUGGCGCUGA
Molecule: messenger RNA, 819 nt
Organism: Cygnus atratus (black swan)
Lineage: Eukaryota; Metazoa; Chordata; Aves; Anseriformes; Anatidae
Gene: TSPAN33
Product: tetraspanin 33
Exons: 7
Coding region: 1-819 (272 amino acids)
Cellular component (GO): membrane
Source: RefSeq, a predicted model, not a curated record